Molecule: messenger RNA, 3095 nt
Organism: Heterocephalus glaber (naked mole-rat)
Lineage: Eukaryota; Metazoa; Chordata; Mammalia; Rodentia; Bathyergidae
Gene: Wfikkn1
Product: WAP, follistatin/kazal, immunoglobulin, kunitz and netrin domain containing 1
Biological process (GO): transforming growth factor beta receptor signaling pathway
Cellular component (GO): extracellular region
Molecular function (GO): receptor antagonist activity; transforming growth factor beta binding; serine-type endopeptidase inhibitor activity
Source: RefSeq, a predicted model, not a curated record
GAAGCCACAGGAUUUGGAAGGGCAGAUUCUGGCAGUCUUUUGUCCUGCCAGCGGUGUUUGAUCUCAGCUGAGGGCCUGUCUGGCUCCCUCCCCUCCCCUCCCCUGUGGAAGAAGGGCAUCUUGUCCAGCUGGAGGGUGGAUGCUGGUCCUUAUGAGUGGGUGUCAGGACAGUGAAAGACUCCAGGGUGCUUGCAGUCACUGAGUGACUUGUAGGACGUUAGCUUUUUUCAGAGUGCAUUGAGAUGCCCUUAACUACGUGAUCACGUCUGCGGUCAGCAUGCAUAUGGGCCAUCCAUUUCCACCCAGGAUGAGCCUGGGCCUCAUUUUUUAUUUUGGUGUUUCUAAGGAUCCAACACUGGGCCCCAAGCAUGCUAGGCAAGUGCUGUGCCCCAGCCCUGGGACCUGCUCUCUUGCCCAGCUGAGGAUGGGCCUGAGAGGCCCUCAAGGGCCCAAUUUCAGUGGAGGGGGUGUCUGUGAGAAUCCAAAGUCCAUCUGUGUUUCCCUCACCCUACCCCAUCACAGGGCCUCGCCCCCAGAUUUUAGAUUCAACCUUCAGGGAAAUUGUGACACUGAAAGGGUCAUGGAAAAGGUCGCAGCCGGAAACAGACCCUCAUCAUCUGCUGGUUGAAGGUGGAGUCCUUUGCCUUACCUGGAUUCACAGGUGACAGGCACCAACUUGGACCUUACUUAAGGGAAACCUGGGCCAAUAGUCUGUUGGGGUGGGGUGUGUAACUGAACCCACUGUGCAUGGGAGACGGGGUCAGGGACAAAAGCUAAGCUCUGCCUGCCCUGCCCCUCCCCCCCUGAGCUGAGGGGGUGGGUCUUUAAGGAGACUUUGAUCCCUGCUGGGCUGUGCCCUGCCCUGUGGAGUGGCUCAGGUUACAGCAUCCCCUUCUUUCCCCCUCUCCGGCCAGAGCUGCCCUUCUCCGCCUCUUGGUGACCCUCUUGGCCACUGGCUCUGAGCUUCUGGGCCUCUGGCCCCUCCCCUCCUCUCUAACUCUGCUCUGUGCUGACUGGUGCCUGGGAGCCAUCCACAGUGGCUGGGAGAGGAGCAGGCACCGCAUGGGCGACGAGCUCUGGGAGAUCCCAGAACCCACCUGCCGUGGAGUCAGGAGAAAGAAUCUGCCUAAGGAUCUGCCGUGGGCUCCAGCAGAGGCCAAAGGAGCUGAGGGAGUCAUCAGAUUGGGCGGGCCAUCCCAAAGGAGGCCCAGCUGAUUACAGGCCCAAAGAGUGGAUGCCUGCAGGAAGCUGGGCUCCAAGGGGACCCAAAGAGGGGCUGGUGGCCACACACCCCUGCCCCCUGGCCCUGUGAUCCACAUGCCCACCCUGCAGUUACGCCUGCUGUUCCUGCCUCUUUUCCUCAUUGUCCAGCUGACUUCGGGGGUCAGUCUGCUGCCAGAGCCUGGAAGCCACCCUGGAGUGUGCCCUAACCAACUGAGCCCCAGCCUGUGGGUGGACGCCCAGAGCACCUGUGAGCGGGAGUGCAUUGGGGACCAGGACUGCACAGCUGCUGAGAAGUGCUGCACCAAUGUAUGUGGGCUGCACAGCUGCGUGGCAGCUCGCUUCCCUGAUGGUGGCCCAGUUGCACCUGUGACAGCAGCUUCCUGUGAGGGCUUUGAAUGCCCACAGCAGGGUUCCAACUGUGACAUCUGGGAUGGGCAGCCUGUGUGCCGCUGCCGUGACCGUUGUGAGAAGGAGCCCAACUUCACCUGUGCCUCCGAUGGCCUCACCUACUAUAACCGCUGCUACAUGGAUGCAGAGGCCUGUCUGCAUGGCCUCCACCUGCAUGUUGUGCCUUGCAAGCACAUCCUCAGCUGGCCACCCAGCAGCCCAGGGCCUCCAGAGACGACUGCACACCCAACAUCUGGGGCUGCCCCAAUGCCGCCUGCCCUUUACAGCAGCCCCUUCCCACAAGCAGUGCAUGUUGGAGGCACAGCCAGCCUUCACUGCGAUGUCACUGGCCGCCCGCCACCCGCUGUGACCUGGGAGAAGCAGAGCCACCAGCGGGAAAACCUGAUCAUGCGCCCUGACCAGAUGUAUGGCAAUGUGGUAGUCACAAGCAUUGGACAGCUGGUACUCUACAAUGCCCGGGCUGAGGAUGCUGGCUUGUAUACCUGCACUGCACGCAAUGCUGCUGGCCUGCUGCAGGCUGACUUCCCGGUCUCUGUAAUCCAGAGGGAACCAGACAGGGAAGAGACCUCAGACAACCCAGCCCUGGCUGAGUGCCUGCCAGACAUGCAGGCCUGUGCUGGUUCAGCCUCCCCGCACCGUGUUCUCUGGCACUUUGACCCACAGCGGGGUGGCUGCAUGACCUUUCCAGUCUUUGAGUGUACUGGGGCCACUCAAGGCUUUACAACAUAUGAGGCAUGCCAACAGGCCUGUGCCCAAGGCCCUAAAGAUGCCUGCACCCUGCCAGCUGUGCAGGGUCCUUGCCAGGGCUGGGAGCCUCGCUGGGCCUACAAUCCACUGUUACAGCAGUGCCAGCCCUUUGCCUAUGGUGGCUGUGAGGGCAAUAGCAAUAACUUUGAUAGCCGUGAGAGCUGCGAGGAGGCUUGCCCUGUACCUCGCUCACCACCCUGUCAGGCAUGCCGCCUCAGGAGCAAGCUGGUGCUGAGCCUGUGUCGAAGUGACUUUGCCAUCGUGGGGCACCUCACUGAAGUGCUAGAGGAGCCUGAGGUGGGCGGUGGCAUUGCCCGAGUGGCCCUUGACGAUGUGCUCAAGGAUGACAAGAUGGGCCUCAAACUCCUGGGCACCAGGUACCUGGAGGUGACACUGAGUGGCAUGGAUUGGGCCUGCCCCUGCCCCAAUGUGACAGCUGGGGAUGAGCCUCUGAUCAUCAUGGGGGAAGUGCAUGAUGGUGUGGCCAUGCUGGAUGCCAGCAGCUAUGUCCGUGCUGCCAGUGAAAAGCGUGUCAAGAAGAUCUUAGAGCUGCUUGAGAAGAAGGCCUGUGAGCUGCUCAGCCGCUUUCAGGACUAGCUCUGUUGUCCUCUCCUACUUGGGACUAGCUCCCUUCCCUACCUCCUCCUGCCAGGACUAGGCCCACUGUCCCUUUCGCCUCACCUUCCUAAUGAAUAAAGGCUCCUCUUGUCCUUGGA